AUGCGUUGCACAGCUAUCUUCGCCAGCCUUUUCCUCACCGCUUCUGCCUUGGCUCUGCCUCUGGAUCCCACCACGCUUGUCGAUACAGCCCUCGAACCUGUCGAGGACCUUGACCUCGACCUUUCGGGCAUCGUUCCUUCUCCCCCAGUUCGCAAACGACAAGAUCUCUCCAGCGUCACUGAUAUCGCCGGUGACCUUGUUGACGAAGUAGCUACCACCCUGACGGGCAUCCUCCCUACUGUUCUUAGCACUGUCGAAGGCCUCACCACCACCAUCGACGGCCUGCUCGCCGAUGUGGAAUCAGUCGAUUUGGCCAGCACGCUUGACUCGGUCGUAUCAACUCUGGAAGGGGUUGUUGAAGAGGUCAACUCUCUUGUUAGCAGCGUGGACGUCGACAGCACUCUGGACAGCCAGCUGAACAGCGUCAUCGCCGCACUCGAGAGCCUCCUGUCGAGCGUGGAGAGUCUGGCAUCCACUGUGUCUCUCACUAGCACUUUGUCUGAGAUUGAGUCCCUUGUUUCUGGACUGAUUGACACUCUCACUGGGCUUUUGGGAGCUGUCAAGCACUAA
Molecule: messenger RNA, 570 nt
Organism: Cladophialophora psammophila CBS 110553
Lineage: Eukaryota; Fungi; Ascomycota; Eurotiomycetes; Chaetothyriales; Herpotrichiellaceae
Exons: 2
Coding region: 1-570 (189 amino acids)
Source: RefSeq, a predicted model, not a curated record